Rattus rattus (black rat) is the source of this 702-nucleotide messenger RNA. Its product is annotated as CMRF-35-like molecule 4. The transcript is spliced from 4 exons. NCBI's taxonomy places the organism in Eukaryota, Metazoa, Chordata, Mammalia, Rodentia, Muridae. Gene Ontology annotation, cellular component: plasma membrane. The record is from RefSeq and is a predicted model, not a curated record. The coding region runs from base 1 to 702 and encodes 233 amino acids. Gene Ontology annotation, molecular function: transmembrane signaling receptor activity.
AUGAUACCCAGAGUAAUAUGGUUGUGGCUGCCUUCAGCUCUGCUCCUCUCUCAGGUCCCAGGUUUGUCCUCUCUGGGCUGUGUCCCUCUUCAUGGCCCCAGCAGUGUGACAGGUACUGUAGGGGAGUCCCUGAGCGUGACUUGUCAGUAUGAGGAGGGAUUCAAGAUGAAUAAGAAAUACUGGUGCAGAGGGUCACUUGUUCUACUUUGGGAAGAUAUUGUCAUGACCGGAGGCUCAGAAGAAGCUAGGAAUGGCCGAGUGUCCAUCAGGGAUGAUCCAGACAACCUCACCUUCACAGUGACCUUGCAGAGCCUCACCCUGGAGGAUGCAGGCACCCACAUAUGUGCGAUGGAUAUACCAUUGAUCAAUCACUCCUUGGGGAUUGAUAAGUUCUUCAAGGUUGAAUUGUCUGUGGUCCCCGGUAAGCCUCCUUCAUGCCAGGGUAGACUGAGUCCAGGGCUGUCAAUUCCAGAGCCCACCACAUCCUCACCAGUUGACACUCAGCCCAGCGUGACCACAAUUGACACAAUUCCUGCUCCCAGCCCACAGCCUCGGUCUCUUCUGAGCAGCCCCUACUUCUGCAUCCUGCUGUUUCUGGAGUUGCCCCUGUUCCUGUGCAUGCUCAGUGCUGUCCUGUGGGUGAACAGGCCUCAGACGUGGUCUGGGAGACAAGGCAUUUGGCCCUGUCAUGAGAGCCAAUGA